Messenger RNA from Benincasa hispida (wax gourd), 444 nucleotides. RefSeq lists its product as uncharacterized. NCBI's taxonomy places the organism in Eukaryota, Viridiplantae, Streptophyta, Magnoliopsida, Cucurbitales, Cucurbitaceae. The record is from RefSeq and is a predicted model, not a curated record.
AUGGCAAGCUUCUUGGCCCCAUCAGCAACUCUUCCAAAGCUUCAUCGUGCUAGAUCUAUUCAUGUACGUACCCCAUGGAGUUCCAAAGUUUUUGUCUCUGUUAGACCAAAACAUGAAAGUUCAAAGGUUGCUGCUGCUGCAGCUGAUGGAGCUGCUCAAGUUGUGAAGAGAGCCACUGAGAAGGCUGCUGAAGAUGUCAAAGAUAAGGCUGUGUCUGCCGCCGACGAGGUGACUCAAAAAACAAAAGAAGUGGCAGGGAAGGUAUCUGAAACAGCACAAGAUUUGGCUGGGAAGGCAAAGCAAACAGUUCAAGAUGCAUGGGGAUCAGUGAAGGAUACAACACAAAACAUCAAAGAGAAAGUGGUUGGCAAAGCUGAAGAAUCCAAAGAAGCCAUUAAAGACACUGCAGACAAUCUCAAAAAGAAUAUCAAGACAAACUGUUGA